This is a messenger RNA of Silurus meridionalis, 2306 nucleotides long. It is a transcript of the gene alg10, whose product is annotated as ALG10 alpha-1,2-mannosyltransferase. NCBI's taxonomy places the organism in Eukaryota, Metazoa, Chordata, Actinopteri, Siluriformes, Siluridae. The coding region runs from base 136 to 1557 and encodes 473 amino acids. Gene Ontology annotation, molecular function: dolichyl pyrophosphate Glc2Man9GlcNAc2 alpha-1,2-glucosyltransferase activity. Gene Ontology annotation, biological process: dolichol-linked oligosaccharide biosynthetic process; protein N-linked glycosylation. The record is from RefSeq and is a predicted model, not a curated record. The transcript is spliced from 3 exons. Gene Ontology annotation, cellular component: endoplasmic reticulum.
GAAUACAACCUUAACCAAACCUAGUCAGAGCCACAGAGCAGGCAGUUUUAAUAGAAUGGCUGCCGCGAGAUUGUUGUAUUAAAGCAGUGUUGUUCUUUUAUUCGCCUUGGGACGGGUUCUCAAAGAAAAUAAACGAUGGAGAGGUUUGAAGGCUACAUCUUUCCUGUUGUUUGCAGCACAAAUUUUUUUAUAUCAUGUUUUCUUUUUUCUAAAAUCACCCUGGAACAGAGAGAGACGUACAUGGACGAAAUCUUUCACGUCCCUCAAGCUCAGAAAUACUGUGAAGGGAAAUUCACCGAGUGGGACCCUAUGAUCACUACGCUGCCUGGUCUGUACCUGCUGACUGUCGGAGUGAUUAAACCGGUCGUGUGGUUGAUGGGUUUGACAGGAACAGCCGUGUGCUCCACUGCCAUGCUGCGCUUCAUCAAUGUACUAUUCAACUGUGGCAACCUCUACGUCCUCUAUCUCCUCAUCUGCAAAAUACACCCCAAAGACAAGUCCCGUGCGACAGGGAGGCGUGUGCUCUCUGCCCUGGCUCUGUCCUCAUUCCCAGUGCUCUACUUCUUCACAUUCCUCUACUACACAGAUGCCGGCUCCACCUUCUUCACUCUCUUCGCCUAUCUCAUGUGUCUGUACAGGUGCCACAAAGCUGCAGCUCUCCUGGGCAUUUGCGCCAUCCUGUUCCGCCAGACUAACAUCAUCUGGGUGGCAUUCUGUGCCGGGACAGUCGUGGCUCAGAAAUUGGAUGAGGCCUGGAGGGUGGAACAGUCCAAAAAGAGGGAUGAGAAAUCGACAUCACAGAUCUCAUUGCAGUUUAGCAGUGUGAUUAGAUUGGUGCACUUUUUACUGAGAUACCUCACUUCACCAAUCAACAUAAAGAAUAUUAUUUUAGCAACUUGGCCUUAUGGUGUAGUUGCUCUGGGUUUUGUUGCAUUUGUGGUGUUAAAUGAUGGGAUUGUGGUUGGGGACAGGACCAGUCAUAAAGCCUGCUUGAACUUCCCUCAGCUGUUUUAUUUCUUUUCUUUCACACUGAUCUUCUCCCUUCCUAUAUCUCUUUGCUAUCACAGGCUCAUCAGGUUUCUGCAGACUCUCCGGAGGCAUCCAUUCCUCUUUCUCCUAAUCACUGCUUUGUCUCUACUUCUAGUCUGGAAGUUCACGUUUGUCCACCAGUACUUAUUAGCAGACAACAGGCAUUUUCCCUUCUAUGUGUGGAAGAGAAUUGUACAGAAGCAUGAGCUGGUUCGCUUCCUCCUCAUUCCUGCGUAUUUGUUUGCAGCAUGGAACUUUAUGGACACCCUGAAUUCCAAGUCGCUGUUUUGGAUCGUCGCGUUUUGCAUGUGUCUGGUGGCAGCCACUGUUCCCCAGAAGCUUCUUGAGUUCCGGUAUUUUAUCCUGCCAUAUCUGCUCUACCGUGUCCACGUCCCUCUUUCCUCUCUCCCCAGACUGAUGCUCGAAUUUGCUCUGUAUUCGACGGUCAAUGCGGCAACGAUCUACAUCUUCAUCCAGAAGACAUUCCAGUGGCCCGAUAGCCCUGCAGUGCAAAGAUUCAUGUGGUGACACGGGACCGCUAUAAUUGUUUCAGUUUUUUUUAUUAAAAAGGGAAAAAAAAAGAUGUGAUAGUUCUUAUUUCUUACUUCCUGCUCUGACCACUUUCUUACUCUUUAUUGAUAUCAGCAACCAUUAUUGGUGUUAUGUUUAAUGUUUACUGUCUUUUGAUUUGUCACUUGUCUGUCAUGUGCAUAUAUUAGUAUCUCAUUUGCUAAGUUAAACGUUCAACAUGGAGCUGGGUGAUAAUUAAAAUCCCCGAGGACGCAGACAUCUGGAGAAAUGUUGUCAUUGAACUAACAUUCACCCUUCAAGGAUAAUGUCUGGGCCUUGUUGUUUUUAGGUCUUUUUCUUGCAGCAAGUCUGUGGGUAGAAAAGGAAAUAUAAAAAAGACAGCAUUUCGACUGAACUAUCUGCAUAGAAUAUUUUCUGAAUUUUUUACUUAUGUUUGAACACAACUAAACGUUCCCUACAUUAUUUUUAUUUUCAUUACAUAUACAUCGCCCAGCUCUAGUUGACUUUAAAAUGGUUUAAUCCCAUUGCAUCAGGUUGAUGUCUCUACAUUAAAGAUUAGACUUCAACCUUGAGCCAUGUGUCUGUAGAUAAAUGAUAGCAAUCACUUUAGUCUUUGUAUUAGUUCCUGUAUGUUUUUCAUGUCAUUUAAAUUGCCUUUAUUUAUAAAAGGUACAUGUUUUCUGUUAUCGCCUUGCUGGAGUUUAAAUCCAGUCUUCGGAUGCAAUAAAUAUACCGAUUGUGUAUUA